Molecule: messenger RNA, 3177 nt
Organism: Fukomys damarensis (Damara mole-rat)
Lineage: Eukaryota; Metazoa; Chordata; Mammalia; Rodentia; Bathyergidae
Gene: Snrk
Product: SNF related kinase
Biological process (GO): intracellular signal transduction; microtubule cytoskeleton organization; protein phosphorylation
Cellular component (GO): cytoplasm
Molecular function (GO): ATP binding; tau-protein kinase activity; protein serine/threonine kinase activity
Source: RefSeq, a predicted model, not a curated record
CUUCGGGAGCGGUCACUCCUGAUCCUCGGAUCGGAUCGGAUCGGAUUGGGUCAAAUGGGGCGACAGCUUCCCAGGGAGUUGUGGUCAAGUGCAGCGCUGGGGGAGAAUUCAGCAGUGGGGCUCCUAGGUCUGUGCUGGCCUGCAGGAGAAAGAGGCUGCUAACAGAACCCUGUGAUAACAAGGAUUUUCAGGCUACAGCUUGCAGGGCACGUGUUGGAGCUUGGCACCCUCCUGCCCCUCAGGCAAGCCAUGCGUUGUGUGUUCAGAUGAGAGCCUAUGUCCACGGCAACACUGAAAAUGAAUUGCGUACUUUCUGCGGAUUCUCUCAUAUGAGCGGGCCCCUCUCAGACAGCCUGCGUUGUGUUCCUUCUGUCGGACCAGCAUGGCAGGGUUCAAGCGAGGAUAUGACGGGAAGAUUGCUGGAUUGUACGAUCUGGAUAAAACCUUGGGUAGGGGUCACUUUGCCGUGGUGAAGCUUGCCAGGCACGUCUUCACAGGGGAGAAGGUGGCGGUGAAGGUUAUCGACAAGACCAAGCUGGACACCCUGGCCACCGGACACCUUUUCCAGGAGGUGAGGUGCAUGAAGCUAGUGCAGCACCCUAACAUCGUGCGCCUCUAUGAAGUCAUUGACACCCAGACCAAACUCUAUCUUAUUCUAGAACUUGGAGAUGGAGGGGAUAUGUUUGACUACAUCAUGAAACACGAGGAGGGGCUCAGUGAAGACUUGGCUAAGAAGUACUUCGCUCAGAUAGUCCAUGCUAUAUCUUACUGCCAUAAACUCCAUGUGGUCCACAGAGACCUAAAACCAGAGAAUGUAGUCUUCUUUGAAAAACAAGGUCUUGUGAAGUUGACAGACUUUGGUUUCAGCAACAAAUUUCAGCCAGGGAAGAAACUCACAACAAGCUGUGGAUCUCUUGCGUAUUCCGCUCCAGAAAUUCUGCUUGGUGAUGAGUACGAUGCCCCUGCCGUAGACAUCUGGAGUCUGGGUGUGAUCCUGUUCAUGCUGGUGUGCGGGCAGCCACCCUUCCAGGAGGCCAACGACAGCGAGACGCUGACCAUGAUCAUGGACUGCAAGUACACGGUGCCGACCCACGUGUCCAAAGAGUGUAAAGACCUCAUCACCCGGAUGCUGCAGAGAGAUCCCAAGAGAAGGGCCUCUUUGGAAGAGAUCGAAAACCAUGCGUGGCUGCAGGGGGUGGACCCUUCACCGGCCACGAAGUACAACAUCCCCCUCGUGUCCUACAAGAACCUCUCGGAAGAGGAGCACAACAGCAUCAUCCAGCGCAUGGUGCUCGGGGACAUUGCCGACCGCGACGCCAUUGUAGAAGCCCUGGAAACCAACAGGUACAACCACAUCACGGCUACCUACUUCCUGCUCGCCGAGAGGAUCCUGAGGGAGAAGCAGGAGAAGGAAAUACAGACCCGGUCAGCGAGCCCCAGCAACAUCAAGGCCCAGUUUAGGCAGUCAUGGCCAACCAAGAUCGAUGUGCCCCAGGACCUUGAGGACGACCUUACGGCCACGCCUUUGUCCCACGCAACUGUCCCUCCGUCUCCGGCCCGGGCCACCGACAGUGUCCUCAAUGGCCACAGGAGUAAAGGCCUGUGUGAUUCGACUAAGAAGGACGACCUGCCCGAGCUGGCAGGACCCGCGCUCUCCACGGUGCCCGCUGCAAGCUUGAAACCUGCAGUCAGCGGGCGGAAGUGUCUGUUCAGGGUGGAGGAGGACGAAGAGGAGGAUGAGGAGGACAGGAAACCCAUGUCCCUGUCCACACAAGUGGUUCUGCGGCGGAAGCCGUCUGUGACCAACCGUCUGACAUCCAGGAAGAGCGCGCCCGUCCUCAACCAGAUCUUCGAGGAGGGGGAGUCAGAUGAUGAGUUUGACAUGGACGAGAACCUGCCGCCCAAGCUGAGCAGGCUGAAGAUGAACAUCGCCUCCCCAGGCACCGUGCACAAACGCUACCACCGGAGGAAGAGCCAGGGCCGCGGCUCCAGCUGCAGCAGCUCUGAGACCAGUGACGAUGACUCUGAGAGCCGGCGGCGUCUGGACAAAGACAGCGGGUUCCCCUACUCCUGGCACCGGCGGGACAGCAGCGAGGGGCCCCCAGGCAGCGAGGGGGAUGGUGGGGGCCAGAGCAAGCCCAGCCAUGGCAGCGGUGGCGCGGACCAGGCCAGCCUUUUGUUAAGUGCAGGGUGCACCCCGGGUGGCACCUCGGGGUCCACGCGCCGCUGUGCCUCGGGGCCCCCCAGCUCUGUGCAGCUGGCCUCGCGCAGUGCCGGGGAGCUGGUGGAGAGCCUCAAACUCGUGGGCCUCUGCCUGGGCUCCCAGCUGCACGGCGGCGCCAAGUACAUCAUGGACCCGCAGCGGGUGCUGGCGCUGUCCAGCGUGAAGGUGCAGGAGAAGUCCGCGUGGAAGAUGUGCGUGGGCUCUGCUGCGGGCUCCGGCCAGGCCCCGGCCGUGGGCAGUGUCAAGUUCUUCUCCGAGCACGUGGCCGGGGCCACCGCCGAACUGGAGCGGAUAAAGAGCAAGAACCUGAAGAGCGGCGUGCUCCAGCUACCUCUGUGCGAGAAGACCAUCUCCGUGAACAUCCGGCGGGGCCCCAAGGAGGGGCUGCUGUGCGCCUCCAGCCCGGCCAGCUGCUGCCACGUCAUCUGAGCGCCAGCCGCGACCACGCAUGGCCUCUGCAUGCUGCCAGACCCCACUUUGUUUCCAGCCGAAGAGUCUACUGUGUACUUUUUACAUUCAUAGUUGUAAUGUGGAUGAUCAGGAUGAAAUUAAAUUGUAUAUUUGGAACCUAAUGUAAAUGGAGCACUUAGAAAUUCGAUAUUCUGCACUUCACCUAGAGAGAGAGAGAGAUGCUUUUGUUUCUUGUGCAAAAUCUAAAUCCUGUCCUGACCUCCUGUGAUCCAGAAACUCCGUGCUCGGAGGCGCCUGCGGUGCCCGAGACAGAACCAAAGCAAUAACACGUGGCAGCCCUGGCCCAGCGGCGAGGUGGCCCUGCCGCCCACAGCCUGGCGGAGCAAGGACAGCGAGUGUCUGCCCUGAGCGAGCCCUGACGGCGACCCCUGCGCCUGCACCCGGCCGUCGUGGGUAGGGCGUGAAGCCCGAAGCUUGGGCUCUCGUGUCGCCCGGCGAUUCUCCUGCCUUCCUGGCAGGUGAGGUGAAGGACAGCUUUCUGA